Silurus meridionalis is the source of this 2392-nucleotide messenger RNA. RefSeq names its product sodium channel, voltage-gated, type I, beta a (gene scn1ba). The transcript has 6 exons. Bases 1417 to 2088 code for a protein of 223 amino acids. Gene Ontology annotation, biological process: sodium ion transport; regulation of heart rate by cardiac conduction; cardiac muscle cell action potential involved in contraction. Gene Ontology annotation, cellular component: voltage-gated sodium channel complex. The record is from RefSeq and is a predicted model, not a curated record. Gene Ontology annotation, molecular function: sodium channel regulator activity. Lineage: Eukaryota; Metazoa; Chordata; Actinopteri; Siluriformes; Siluridae.
GUCAGUGCUGUAUCCUUCCUUCACUCGCAUCAUGCCAUCCCUCCUCCGUCCGGAGUUUUGGAAAUGCGCACACUGGCCUCAUUCGAGGAAGAAAUAAGCGAAUUGGAGAAAAAGCCGAAUAAUAAUAAUAAUAAUAAUAAUAAUAAUAAUAAUUGCAUCUCCUGCAUGAAUGAAUGAGCGGAUAUUUUGAGGAGAUAAAGAGGAGCUGCAAUACGGAGAGGAGAAGAAUCCACAUGCACAGUGUUCCAGGUAGGAUGAAGCAUGAAGCUUUGAAGCUCUGAAGAACAGAAGAACACAAUGCAUUUUAUAUUCAUUCAGUUUUGUGCAGAAAAAAAUCCAUGCAAUUUUGUUGAAUGAUUGAGAUGUAGCCUUCACUCUACUAAACUCCAUGCACCAGUGAUGUGUGCUGUAGAUCUCUUUCGACUUAAUGAAUGAUUACUGAUUGAAGGUGAAACAUAUUUUUUUGUGUGAAUCAUCCAUGGUGCACCAUAUGACCAUCUGGCAUUGAGGAUGACUGAAGCUGCAGAGGUGGACCACUAAAGAAGAAGAAGAAGAAGAAGAAGAUCUGAACAUAUUCUCAUUAAAAAUUUAAGAACAGAUCCACACAUUUCCACACACUAGUGCAUGCAGAUUUGUGUCAGGUGAAAAGUGAAUUCAUGUAGGUCUCAUCUUCUCAUUGUGCAUUCUCAUAGAGCAAUAAUACUUCUAAUAGAAUAAUAAGGACAGUCAGCACUUCACCGGAAUGUAUCAGUGAAACCAAAGACACAUAAAAAAAACACAAGUCAUUCGAUCCACUCUUCCAUUUUCAGUCACUGUGCAACCUCAUCGUCAUCUUCAUCAACUCCAUCUUCAUCCUAUACUCAGGUCAUUUGCUCGUCAUUUCCCAAUCGCUCGUCUUCCAUGCAGUGCUCUCAUCACACACUUGCUCUUUCUACUGAACUUCACAAACCUCCAAAAAGUUUGUCUUCCAUUACAAUUAAGGAAAACUGUCAGGUGUAAAGAUUAAUUUCUCUUUCAUUAAAAAAUAGCGAGGUUGUAAAAGACGUACAACAACAACAACAACAACAACAACAACAACAGCAACAAACAGCUAACAAAAUAAAAGAGACACAAAAAAAUCUGCACAGAAAUUCUGGAUCCACACGUGGACUGAACGGAACGCUGUUUUACCGAGCGCUAGUCAACACUUCCACACUCUACAUUGCGGUGGAACGUGAACGUGAAAGCAGCAUCACUGAGUGUGAAGGAUCGUGAGCACUUCAGGACCACGUGGAGAAAAAGUGAAUGCUGCAGUACUGAACUUCCUGCGUAGGGGAUUCGACUCACACACAGACCCUUGGAUCUACAACACCAUUGUGUGUGCGCGUGUGUUUGUGUGUGUGUGUGUGUAUUUGUGUGUCCCUCUUCUGAGUGAAGAUGAUGGCUGUGGUCCAGCUGUUGUGGCUCCAGAUGCUGCUGCUGUGUGUCCUACAGGCUCAGCUUAGCAGCUCAGCGUGUGUGGAGGUCGACUCGGACACCGAAGCCGUGGUGGGAAAAGAAUUCAAGCUGGGUUGCAUUUCCUGUAAGAUGCGAGGUGAGGUGGAAGCUUCGGCUACGGUGGACUGGUGGUUUAUGGCGAAGGGAGAGAGCGACUUUACCCACAUCUACAGUUAUGCUGACAUGGCAGGUCUGGUGACAGAUGUGCGCUUCAUGGGCCGAGUCGAGUGGAUGGGCAGUAAAAACACCUUCGACCUGCAGGACGGAUCUCUGAACAUCCUCAACGUCACCUACAAUGACACGGGGACGUACCGCUGCUACUUCGACCGAACGCUCUCCUUCACUUACUACGAGUUUCACACCAACGCCACCAAGUUCAUCACCAUCAACGUCGUGGCCAAAGAAACCCGUGGCAUGGCCUCCAUCCUGUCAGAGGUGAUGAUGUACGUGUCAAUCAUCGGCCUGCAGCUGUGGUUACUGGUGGAGAUGGUUUACUGUUACAGAAAAAUCGCCGCCGCAGGAGAGGAAGCUCUUAGAGAGAGCGCGGCUGAAUAUUUAGCAAUCACAUCUGAAAGUAAAGACAACUGCACUGAUGUAGCUGUGGCUGAGUAACACACACAUACACACACAUACACAAAGGUCCACCACUUCUCUGACCUUUGAGAUGACCUUCACCAGAUUCACCUGGUCCUUGGACACACACACACACACACACACACACACACACACACACCUGAGACCCUGAGUGAAGUGCACCAAGCUGCUGCAGACUGAGAGCUCCAACACGCUCUGAUUAACACACACGCACACAUACACAUUCACACAUAUACACAUACAGACACAUACACACAAACACACACAUACACACAUUCACACACAAACACACACAUACACACACACAUUCACACAAAGACAC